GGAACGACUGUGCGCGCGCGACGUAAUUAUUGCUACUCACGUGUUGAUCCGUACCGUACACGAACGUCGUCGUGGUCGUCGUCGUCAUCGCCGCCGCCGUAGUCGUCGCGAUAGUCGUUUAAGUGAGUUCGUUUCGUUACUGUACUGUAUAAUAUCGUCGGCAUUUCGGGGUUUUUUUUUCUGGACGAUUUUUCGAGACGACACCUGCAAUAAUAUACGCACGAUAAUAACAAUAACAAUAAUAGUAGGUAUAUUAAAAAAAAAUAAUAAGCACGUUACUGCAGUGCACGCAGUGAUGCGUUUCGGCGGCUUGCGACAGCAGUGAUAAGCGAACCGCGGGAACGCAAUGAUGACCAUGAUGAUGAUGCAACGUCUGCUCCAAAACAACAACAAUAACAACAACAACUCCAACAACAAUAACAAUAACAACAACAACGGUUACGCAGACGAGAUGAGGCUGAACGGCAUACGUCACCAUUCAGCAAGUCCAUUUUCGAAACCAGCCGCCGUGCAGGCCGCGGCGCCCGACAGCUGCGGCGGCGAACCAGACGCGCUGACGUUGCAACCGUCGGCCGGCUGCACUGAACCGCAGCUACAGUCCGUCUCGCCGCAGUUCGUCUGCACCGGUACGGCGAAGGCCGCCGCCGUGCAAGCCGGCCCAACGUGCACCACAGUGGUGACCGUGGCCCCCGCGGACGACCGGCUGACGUCCGACGAGGACGACGAGCUGAACGUGGACGAGCUGAACGUGGACGAGCUGAACGUGGACGAGCUAAACGUGGACGAGGACCCGGUGGACCUGACCAACAACCGGUUGCACGGCGGCCGGGUCGGCGCCGGCCACGGACUGAUGCUGCACUGCGACCGCGGCGCCGGCAGCCUGCGCCCGCAGGCAGGGAGCGUGGCCGCCGUCGUCCCGAUGGACACCACGGCCGCGGCCAACGAUUACGAGACGAGCGGCAACAGUAAGGGCCGGCUCGCGUUUUCCGUCGAGAACAUACUCGACCCGAACAAGUUCACCAGAAAACUGAUGGCACCCGCCGCCGUCCUGCCCAGGUGGAGGCCGCGGGUCGACUUCGCCACCGACCCUUCCGCAGCCGGUGAAGAAUGUUCGCGCAACUACAUAAUGGACGAGGACGACGAGGACAUCAGCGUGAGCGGCGACGGUUGCGGCAGCGACAUGAGCGACGACCGGGACAAGGUCAGUGGCGACGGAAGUUCGUCGACUGGCGCCGGCGGCGGCGCAGGCAGCGCGAAAAAGUCCAAGUCGUCUUCCGACCACUGCGGCGGAGGCGUUGGCGGCGGUGGCGGUGGCGGAGGCAGUUCGAAAAACGGAGGCAGCGGCAAACCACGGCGCGCCCGGACGGCGUUCACGUACGAACAGCUGGUGGCGCUCGAGAACAAGUUCAAGACGACGCGGUACCUGUCGGUGUGCGAGCGGCUCAACCUGGCGCUGUCGCUGUCGCUCACCGAGACCCAGGUGAAGAUAUGGUUUCAGAACAGGCGGACCAAAUGGAAGAAGCAGAACCCCGGGCUGGACGUGAACAGCCCGACGGUGCCGCCGCCCGGCCCGGCCGGGUCGUCGGCCACCGGCGGGCCGCCGUUCUUCCACCCGCUGGCCUACUCGGCCGCGCAUCACUACCAGACGCAGAGCUACUCGGCCGCCGCGGCCGCCGCGUACUUCCACCACCUGGGCGCGCACCACUCCACGAUCGGUGGCCACCAUCCGCCGUCGUAAUGUCCCGUCUCCCGUUCCUAAAUAUUGCAAUAAUAUUAUAAUAACGCGACCGCGUGCCCCCUGCACCGUCCACGGCCGCCGGCGCGCGACGACCGCGGCGAGACGGCGUCCGUCAGAUCUCAAAAUAAUAAAAAUAAUAAUAAUUGUGUACGAUAUUAUCAUAUUUUUUGCGCCGCCGAGCCGGAAACGGCUUUGGCAUGUCGACGAGACACCGCGACGACAAUAAUAGUUAUUAUAACGAUUUACAGUAGUCGCCACUGAUCCUCGCCUGUCGGACCUAUAGCUGUGGUCCAGAUUUACGCGACGUACCAACACAUGGGAAAAAAAAUGCCUUUAAUGCUUACUGGCUAUACAUCACUGCAGCAUGUGGGUUAACCACGGGGCCGAUGUGUAUUUUUAAGUGCAUUUUUCCACAUAGUUUUAGACCGUUUUCCCGAUUUGAUCGCAUAUUUUUCGACCAUUAACGCGUUAUUUCUUCGAUGUUUUUGAAAAUAUUUUUUUACAAAAUCUGAAGUCGUUGAAAAAAAAUAUUUUUGAGAAAAAAAAUAUUUGUAUCGUUAUCAAAUUUCAUAUUAUGUGUUUUUCUUAAUGGACGAGAUAAAUAAGUUACACGUUGUUUAAAAUAAAUAUUAAUUAUUACCAAGAGUAGGUACACCUAUACUGUAUACAAAAAAAUAGAUUUUUUUUACUACGACAUGCAAUAUUAUGCAUAAAUCUUUUUAUUCUUUGACCUUUAUCGCAUUAGUUAUAUCGACUUAUCCGGUUAAUGUAGACUCAAAUGCUCUGGACCCGGAAAGUGAAUCGAAUAAGUGGCGACUACUGCAGUGGUAUUAUAUAAUAUUUAAAACGAUACUAUACGAAUAUGCGAGGUGGUCGGUUCGUUGCAGCACAUCGUCCGGAAUCGUAUUUUUGUCACUCGAAAAAACGGGUUUCCUGGACCAAAAUUCCGAGUCCAGACCGCUGCAGCUGGGUGUUCACUGCGGUAUUUAAUGUUCUAUACCAACAGAUAACCGUGAAUACUUGGAUCCAUAUAUCAUAGGUAUAUAACGUAUAAUAUACGUAAAUAAUAUAAUAUAUUAUAUAUUAAUAUGUACCCGCGUAUUAUGACGCUGAUAAUAAUAUUAUGUCGUCGUGAUGUUAUGAUAAUAUUUUAUAGCUAAUGUUUUCCGUACCCCUUCUGCGCCCAUCACCGCAAACCCAUAUGAUAAUAAUAUUAUGUAUAUUAGGUAUCUUGUGUAAACUAUUACGAUUUUACGUCUUAUUCUUGUUAUAUAUAUAUCAUGACAUAAUUCAAUAUAUUGUAAUAAUAUAAUAUUGAUCUAUGGAAGUGGUCAUUCGUAAGGAUCCGAACCGUGUCUGCAAUAGUCGAGCGAUCGACACGUAUAAAAGCAUAUAAUAUAUUAUUAUUGUGUAUCCACGUGGAUAUAAUUGUUGUUAUCAUACUAAUUAUGUGUAUAUUGUGUCGUGUAGGUGUAAUGAUAUCAGGCCUCAUGAAAUGUAUCGGUUGGUUUUUGGACCAAACCUUAAGGUUACCUAAACGUGUUAUAAUACUGCGGGAUAUGUUUCGCGUUGUUCCGUACAAACUUUGUGUAAGAGGUGCCUAUAUAAUAUCCUAUUUUGGCGUUAUGCAAACGUUAGAUUUUUAAGGGUAUCAGAAAUUCUCAAAAAUCUAGUUCCGCGGAUACCUCUAUACACCAAAAAUAGGAGGUUUGGUGACGACGAUAUUGUUGUGUUAUUGCUUUUACAAGUUUCAAUAUUAAUCAGACAGAUAGCCAAGUACACUCAGUGGAAUCCCACGUUCACAAAAAAGGUUUUCUAUUCGACUGAGUCGACUGACAUAUUAUGAGAACAUUAUCAAAGUUUUUACGGAACAGCCUGAAUCACUCUGCAGUACCUAUAGGUACGUCAUGAUACAUCUCGUGUAAACUCAUCAAAUAAAUUAUGUAUAUUUUAUAUUAUUGUUGUUUUGUUUACCUAUCUGUUUUUAUGUUUAUUGUUUGUAUUAUUAUUAUUAUUAUUAUUAUUACUACACACUCCUCGGCCGAGUCGAGUCGGGCCGAGGUAAUUAUCGAAACAGUUUUUUUCGUUUGAUUUUAUCGCAUAUCCGACCUGCAAAUGCCCACCGAUCACAUUUUGCAAUAUUAUAUCAAUUUAAUACAAAUAUAAUUACUAUUUUUAUACACAUUUUUAUUGUUAGAUAAUAUUA
Molecule: messenger RNA, 3944 nt
Organism: Acyrthosiphon pisum (pea aphid)
Lineage: Eukaryota; Metazoa; Arthropoda; Insecta; Hemiptera; Aphididae
Product: NK1 transcription factor-related protein 2-like
Exons: 2
Coding region: 347-1738 (463 amino acids)
Biological process (GO): cell differentiation; regulation of transcription by RNA polymerase II
Cellular component (GO): nucleus
Molecular function (GO): DNA-binding transcription factor activity, RNA polymerase II-specific; RNA polymerase II cis-regulatory region sequence-specific DNA binding
Source: RefSeq, a predicted model, not a curated record